Messenger RNA from Ahaetulla prasina, 3187 nucleotides. It is a transcript of the gene STK31, whose product is annotated as serine/threonine kinase 31. Lineage: Eukaryota; Metazoa; Chordata; Lepidosauria; Squamata; Colubridae. Gene Ontology annotation, molecular function: protein kinase activity; ATP binding. The record is from RefSeq and is a predicted model, not a curated record. The transcript has 25 exons. Gene Ontology annotation, biological process: protein phosphorylation. The coding region runs from base 139 to 3063 and encodes 974 amino acids.
GCUGGGAGUGGCUCCUUCUGUCGUUAGGCUUUAUCUACAGGUUUUGAGAAAGGACAGCACAUUUUGUUCUAAGAAAGUGGCAAGUAGAUUAUCCUCUAGUUUCCUGUUUUUUUCUUCCACUGAAAAGGUUCUGUCAACAUGGAGGACGAUUCAACAUAUAAUAAAGUUGAAAUGGCAGUUGGCUGUCAUGUAGAAGAUGCUGUAACUUUUUGGGCACAGACCAUUAAUAAAUCUAAGGAAAUUUUGAAGAUUUGUUCUAGUCUGGCUGAAAUCUGUCCUUAUGCUAACUCAGUUUUUGGCAAUCCGGAUUCUAAUAAGAUAUAUGGAGGUUGCUUUUCUGAAGAUAAAUGCUGGUACAGAUGUAAAAUACUCAAAGUUAUCAAUGAUGAAAAAUGUCAAGUAUUAUACAUUGACUAUGGGAAUUCUGAGGUCCUCAGAAGAUCAGAAAUAGUUGAGAUUCCUGAAAACUUGCAGUUUCCUGGUGUGGCAAAAAAGUAUAAAUUGUGGGGAUUACAGAUAUCAGCUAAUAUAGCUUUAAAUCAAUUUGAUCAGGGAAAAUUAUUUCUGAGUAGUUUGAUAUAUGAAAAAGAAAUGAAGUUAACAUAUAAAAGUGUGCAUCGGGACGGUACCAUUGUUGCCCAGGCAGAAUGUGAUUUACUGGAUGUUGGAGAAGAAAUGAUUAAGAAAAGCUUUGUUGAACUUCGUAAAUCUCCCAUAAAAACAAAAUUCUUGGACGCAAAGGUGGAUUUCUUUUCGCAUAGGAAUGCCAAAACAUCAACUCCAAGAUUGGCUAUAAAUGCUUUAGCAAGUACUAGAGUGACACGUGGUUUUGGUGAUAAGUUUCUGAGUGAAAGAAAUGGGAAUAAUUCUAAAGCUCAUAUUUCUUCGAUCCAAAAAAUGUCAAAUGCUACCCUGGAAAAGGUAAGAGAGGAUGAGACGUUGAUUGAGGAGAUUGAGCAACUGAAAGAAGAAAACGAGAGUUUCAAAAAAGAAAAUGCUAUUCUUUCCCAUCAUUGUGGAAUGCUGGAAUCAGCACUACAGAAACUGACAUGUGAUCUGGAGAAAGAAAAGAAAGCUUCCGAGGAAAGCCUUGAUUUUAUGGAAAAUAGGCUGCUCAGUUAUGUAGGAACUACAAUGAAAAAAUUGGCUAUCAGCUUUGAAAAAUUGAAAGAAAUGAGGCAAAAUCAUGCAACAGUUCAUUUGGGAGAAGAUCUUUUAGAAACUGCAAAUAAAAUUACCAAAGAUAAACUUGUAGACCCUCAGUCCAUGGAAACGCUGGAAAAGAUAUGGGCAGAUUAUAAUACCUCCCAGCAAGAAAUACGCCUUUGCAAAGAUGUGGAUGAAAUACAAAGCUUGAUUCUCCAGAGGAAUGAAUUGCAACAUAAAUUGUACAAAGCUGUAGAAGAAUUUAUUGUGGAAGUAGAUGAUCUGCCUCUUUCUGAGCGCUUAGAAACGUUGAAGAAAUUGCAAGGAUCUUUGGAGGCUACAUAUGGGCAAAUUAACGAUGCAGAAAAUUCAGAAGUGUUUGAAGAGUUCUUUGAAUGGAAGAAAGCUAGGUUGGAGAAAUUCAGUCGGGUUAGGCAUGUUACAGAUACUUCCUUACAAAAUCUUGAAUUAAGUUUCAGCAAGAUAAUUCAGUUUUUUGACAUAGGGUCAACAAUAUUAAUGAAAUCCGAGGAUGUAGAUUUCAAUGUAGAUGAAGUUCUUAAGAAUGUCGAGCAUAAUAUUUCACAAGAAUUUGACCUGUUUCUAACAGAGCUAGAUGAAAAAGACAAAAAAAUCAUCUUAAAUAUGUAUAGUGUGAUUAUGAGGAAAAUCCUUCAAGAACAAGAUCUCAUAAAUAACAUGAAUCAAAAAUAUCUUGAAAGUUGUACGUUCAAAAACCAGAUUGUGGAGUGGCUAGAUAUAACUCCUAAUACUAAUGAUUUGUUACUGAUAAAGAAGAGAAUGAAAAACAUAAAGGCUCAGCUGAGGUGGAAAUUAGUAGAAAAAAACAACUUGGAAGAAGUUGAUAAUUACAACAAAUCUGAAAUAGUGGAAAUAAAAGAAAAAAUAAGUGUGUUACGGGAUAAUAUAUUUGAAGAAAUAUAUAAGGAACAAGAAGAAUAUGAAAAGCUUAUUCAUCUAGUUCAAAAACUUUUCCCUGAGCUGCCACUCCUCCAUCCUGAAGCAGAAAUAUUGAAGUAUAUGAGCUCAGGAGGUCUGAUUGUCAAUUUAGAACGUGCUCUCUUAAAUGCUGAGCCAAUGAAGGAACUGGGCAUAAAACAUCUUGUAAUGUGCUCCACGGUUCAAGGACAAAAGGUUCUCCUGAAGGGAUAUAUUGUGGAUAUGAAUAUUGAAACCCAAAUAAUAGAAAGAGCAGUAAAAUAUCAUAAAGUUUGGAAAGAAUUAAGGGAGAAAUCUUGUUUAAUGCAACCAAUGUUCCUGCUUUUAAGCAAGUCUGAUCCUAUGGUAUAUCUAAUGAUUCCAUACUAUGCUGGAGCAAACCUGGGGACACUGCAGAUGACAGCACCUUUAAAUGUACCAGAAACAUUAAAAGUAAUGAAAGGAGUGGCAUGUGGUCUGUGUGUACUACACAAAGCUGAUAUAAUUCAUGGAUCAUUGCAUAAAAACAAUGUCUUUGCAUUGAACCGAGAACAGGGAAUUGUUGGAGAUUUUGAUUUCACCAAAUCUGAGAGCGAGCGUGCUUUGUCAGAUUCUAUGACUUUGAAUGGCUUGAGCUUAAUUUCCCCUGAGCUAAGAAAGGGUCAGCCACCUUCUCCAGCUUCAGACAUGUAUGCUUUUGGCUGUCUGCUUUACUGGCUACUUAUCGGAAAGCAAGAAAUAAAAACAAAUAGAGAUGGAACUCCUCAAAUUGAUGGCCUUGCUAUGGAUGAUAAAGUUAAAUCUCUACUUUCACAACUCCUUUGUUGUGAUAAUCGGAUGACUGCAGAACAGGUGUUGAAUUCCGACUGCUUCUUGUCACCUGACCUGAUUUCAGUUCCACUGGAAAGUGAAGGCCAUGGAGAACAGACAUCAGAAAAUGAUAUGUCUGAUGAAAGGCUGGACAGCAAGAGUGAAUGAGAGUACCUAUAAAUUAAAUAUCUGGUAUUGUUUUGGAUAUUAAUUUUGCUGAAUUAUUUGUAAUUGUAUUUCCUCUGUUCAGUUGCAUGUUUGUUUUUGGAAUAAAAAUAUUAAAGUAUCAAAG